Trifolium pratense (red clover) is the source of this 887-nucleotide messenger RNA. RefSeq lists its product as uncharacterized. Bases 79 to 534 code for a protein of 151 amino acids. The record is from RefSeq and is a predicted model, not a curated record. The transcript has 4 exons. NCBI's taxonomy places the organism in Eukaryota, Viridiplantae, Streptophyta, Magnoliopsida, Fabales, Fabaceae.
UAGGAAAAAGGGUCAUAGUAUAGUAUUUGAUAUUGCAACUUGUUUGACCCAAUAUAAUUAAGGAAGAUAUUUGAUAUCAUGACUAAUUAUUCCUUCUUUCUUUUUCUCUCUGUCCUUCUUUCAACCCACCAAACUGGGUUUUGCAUUUUUAGCUUAAUCCCCAUGGCUUCGACGAUGACGGCUACAGUGGCGGAUACCACACCACCACCUUCAGGAGCUACUUCCACUCGACAGAUGGCGGAUCCCACCACCAACCUCUUUGUCUCCUCCGAUUUGGUUAAUUCAAGACAUGGUGAUAAAACAACACCAAUUGCAGGAAGCAAGAAACUUAAGGAAAAUGUUCAUAAGAUUAAAAGCAAUGAAAAAGUCAAUAUAGGCGAUCAAGUAACACUUGAAGAUUACAAUCCAAUCGAUCCAUCACCAGAUGUAGCAAAGAAUGUAAAUCCAGGACCAAUUCAGCAUGGAACUCCUCUUAUGCCAUUCAUUCCAAAACCUCCACCUCCUAGUCCUCCUGGUCAAGAUGACUAUGAUUAGUCACAACUUGUUAUUUUCUUUAUGCUAGAAGAACCAAUGCUAAGAAGAUUGCAAUAAUGCUAGAAAUGUAGUACACUAGCUAUUGUUGUUGGGUCAAAAAGUGUCUUCUAAAAGAGUAUGUUGGGUGGCAUUUCUCAUGCUCAAAGUGAAGACUGUACUGUUGUGUGUUGUCUUUAGUUUGCACAGGUUGUUUGCUUUAUUUGCUAUGUAAUCUUUGGUUUUUCAUGUGUUAUUGUUCUGAAAUAACAAUGGAUGUAAUGUAAUGUAUUUUAGCAGUAAUAAUUUUUAAGUGUUUUCAGCUAUGAACUUUAUUUCUUUUCUUUUGAUCUUUCUUUUAACUAUACUCCAACAUA